GAAGUUACGACCAUGGUCCAAGCAUGAAGUAUAACUUGCAACAGCUUAAACGCUAUUAAGAAAGAGGGCGAGUUAUACUGAGAAUUGCUUUCAACCUACACUCUUAUGCGUUUUUUUCAAAACCUGACCCUAAUUAUUCUGCGUGAUGAGAUGAUACACGAUAAUGGCGUCCAUUUCCACUGUCAUUUCUCUACUGCAUCGUAGUUCCAGUUUUUCAUCGCCUGGAGCUUGUGAUCAUGGAAAUUCGUGGAGAUUUCUCGGCAAGUAUCGUUACUCAUGUUUUGAGCAAAGAAUGGGUUUUGUUGGCUGGAAAUACCGGGCAAAAUAUUUUUCUGAGCUUGUAUGUAUAGGAAGGCGUUGUCAUAAGUGGAACUUGGGGUUUUUUGUGAGGGCUAGUGGUGAUAUUUCGAGGCCUGAUGAUAACCAGAACAGAGAGCCAUGGAAGAGAGCUUUAACUGAAUCUAAAGUGAUUGAAGCAUUGCAAGGAGUGAUAAACAAUAUGCCUCCUCCAAAUUGGAAGUUGAAAAGUGGGAUCACAAUGGAUGCAAUAGGUUUGGGUGUUCUCAUUACAAUCAUUGUGAAUAUCCUUCGAGCAUUUUUGGUCAUGAAAGUUGGUUCCAAACACCGUGGAUCUGUGGCUGAUCUUGUAAAGCGUGGACAGAUCCGAUCCGAUAGAAGAGGCAUAUCAAAGCCUCUCAUAUAUGAUGACCCUUUUAACAACCCAUUGGUGAGAGUUGGGAAGGGCAACUCCACUGUCAAUAUGUUCGGAAAGGUUUAUCGCUUGGCCCCUGUAACCCUUACCACAGAGCAACAAAAAAGUCAUCAGAAAAGGAGAAUGCGUGCAUAUCAGUGGAAGAGACCAACUCUUUUCCUUAAAGAAGGAGAACCCAUUCCACCUGAUGUUGACCCUGAUACAGUGAGAUGGAUCCCUGCAAAUCAUCCUUUUGCAACUACUGUCAAUGACAUUGAUGAAGACUUGGCACAAAAAAAUGUCAACCAGAAACAUGGUGUUCCAUUUCGUAUCAAAGCAGAGCAUGAAGCACUGCAAAGAAAGCUGGAGAUGCUACAAAAUGUAAGUAUGGAGGAACAAAAGUUGAACUCCAUGACAAUAGAAACUGGCUCCAUCCGAGAACUCGAGAGGCCUUUUAAACCAUCUGGUCGGCUACAAGAGCAACAAGAACAGAGCCUAAUUGAUAACCCAAGCCCUGAUAAUCUUAACCCAGAGGAACCCCAAUCAACAUUUGAGAAUAGGACAUCACCAACAAACUCCACAAAGGAGCUACUCCCCUAAGACCCUAAGAACAGAAGGAAAAGUUUUCAGUCGAUGGUUGUGUACUUCCUGUGAUGUGGUGAUCAUUCAAAGGGGACUGUAUAGUCGAGAAGAUUAAUUCAAAUGCAGAGAUGCUGCUUGGAUUUGUUGUAAAUGAGUUCUGUUCUUUUUUGCUUUUCUAUGUGAAGUAUAGGUAUGCCAAGAUUGUUUUGUUUGCUGAGUUUGAUUUUAAAUUUCGAAGUCAAGCAUUUGAGCCCGUAACUUUACAUUUACUGUUUUUAAGAGAGAGAUUUGGGCUAUUACCUAGUUAUUCUUAGUAUAUUUGGCGUUAAUUUGUACUAUUUUGUGUAAAAAUGCAAAUAUGGACAAAAAAUUCCAAAGUUGCAUGUA
This is a messenger RNA of Amborella trichopoda, 1660 nucleotides long. It is a transcript of the gene MCD1, whose product is annotated as multiple chloroplast division site 1. Lineage: Eukaryota; Viridiplantae; Streptophyta; Magnoliopsida; Amborellales; Amborellaceae. The record is from RefSeq and is a predicted model, not a curated record. Gene Ontology annotation, biological process: chloroplast fission. Gene Ontology annotation, cellular component: chloroplast inner membrane; chloroplast.